Molecule: messenger RNA, 951 nt
Organism: Python bivittatus (Burmese python)
Lineage: Eukaryota; Metazoa; Chordata; Lepidosauria; Squamata; Pythonidae
Gene: RDH8
Product: retinol dehydrogenase 8
Biological process (GO): retinol metabolic process; estrogen biosynthetic process
Cellular component (GO): cytoplasm; cytosol
Molecular function (GO): estradiol 17-beta-dehydrogenase [NAD(P)+] activity; all-trans-retinol dehydrogenase (NAD+) activity
Source: RefSeq, a predicted model, not a curated record
AUGGCCAAGGCAGCUCCACGCACUGUGCUUAUCACCGGCUGCUCCUCAGGCAUUGGACUGUGCAUGGCUGUGCAACUAGCACGGGAUCCAGAAAGGCGAUUUCAUGUCAUUGCCACAAUGCGUGACCUGCGCAAAAAGGACAAGCUGGAGGCAGCAGCGGGGGACACACUCAACCAGACCCUCAGCAUUCAGCGCCUUGAUGUCUGCAGUGAUGAAUCUGUAGCUGAAUGCAUUAACAGCCUUCCUGAGAAACAGCUGGAUGUGUUGGUGAACAAUGCUGGUGUGGGGCUCAUUGGCCCUGUGGAGUCCAUCAGCAUCGAUGCCAUGAAACACAUCUUUGAGACCAACUUCUUUGGUGCCAUCCGCAUGAUCAAGGCUGUGCUCCCUGCAAUGAAGCAGCGUCAGAAAGGACACAUUGUAGUCAUCAGCAGUGUCAUGGGAUUGCAAGGUAUCCCUUUCAAUGAUGUCUACGCUGCCUCCAAGUUUGCCAUGGAGGGUUUCUGUGAAAGCCUUGCUGUGCAGCUCCUCAAAUUCAAUAUCUUCAUCUCUCUGGUAGAGCCUGGCCCUAUAAACACCGAAUUUGAGAUGAAGCUGAUGAAGGAAGUGGCUCAUUCUCAGUUCCCAGGAGCUGAUGCUGCUACUGUGCACUACUUCAAGGAGAUCUACCUACCAGCCUCACAUGAAAUAUUCACCACCCUGGGCCAGUCCCCUGAGUCUGUGGCUAAGGUUGUUGUGAGUGUCAUCGCAAAAGAACGCCCACCAUUCCGGACCCAGACAAACCCUCUGUACACACCAUUGGUGGCCCUGAAGUAUGCCGACACCUCAGGUGAACUGUCUGUCAGCGCCUAUUACAACCUGCUUUUCCGCUUCACCAGACUUUUCUACUUCAGCACAAGCUUCCUCAAAUGCAUUACAUGUAGGUGUUUUCGGCGCCAGAUCACACCUACCUGA